Messenger RNA from Strongylus vulgaris, 744 nucleotides. The record is from the annotation of a GenBank genome assembly. Lineage: Eukaryota; Metazoa; Nematoda; Chromadorea; Rhabditida; Strongylidae.
AUGUAUUGCCAACUAUCACUGACAAUAUGCAUUGUGAUGACUUUGCUUUAUGAUGCGCCUGAAGCGGUGUCUGCGAAAAAAGAAGCGAGAAAAAUGAAGAAGUGUGAAGGAGAUAGCACAGACUGCAUUUUUGAUGGCGAUAUGAUUCUUACUAGUGAGCAAAUGAGAAAAAUUUUUCGUCGCGAAAAGCGCCAGGCAGCCAGAGCACGUCCUAAGCAUGAUAUUUGGGGGAAAACCGUUUAUUUCUACUUUGAUCCAUUUCAUACUAGCGACAACUUGAGGAAGGAGUUCAAUUAUGCAAGAGAGGCUUGGGAAAAGGAUACAUGCGUUAACUUUACUGAGAUUAAGCACAAGGGCGAAGGAGAGCAGCCAUUAAUUCUUGGAAAAGGCUGUGAAAGCUUUGGUCAUAUUGCUCACGAGUUGGGACAUGCCUUGGGCCUGUAUCACACAAUGAACAGACAUGACCGCGACAAGUAUAUCAAAAUCAAUGAAAAAAACAUACAGGCUGGUAAUUUGGGUCAAUUCAACAAAACGACAGUUGAUGAGAAUGAGAAUUAUGGAUUCGAGUACGACUACGGAAGCAUUAUGCAUUAUAGCCAGAGCAUUUAUACCGAAAAGAAAAAGGGACCAGCGUUUACGACUUUGGAUGAAAAAUACGAAUAUACUGUUGGAUCCGACAUGUUAUCAUUCAUCGAUUUGGCUAUGAUCAACGCUCACUAUCAUUGCCAAGGUAAUUCUUUCUGA